Molecule: messenger RNA, 1200 nt
Organism: Fusarium tjaetaba
Lineage: Eukaryota; Fungi; Ascomycota; Sordariomycetes; Hypocreales; Nectriaceae
Product: homocitrate synthase
Exons: 4
Coding region: 1-1200 (399 amino acids)
Cellular component (GO): mitochondrion
Molecular function (GO): homocitrate synthase activity
Source: RefSeq, a predicted model, not a curated record
AUGCAGUCAGCCAACAACCCCAUCUCCCACCAUACCAGCCACACCAUGGGCCAAGGUGCCGCCAGUAGCAACGGCGGCGACAAUAGCUGCGGAGCGAAUUGCGUGGAUAACCAUGUUAGCCAUGCAAUUGGCGAUGGAGAUGGGGUUGUCCGAGUCUCGGGUGGAGAGACUGGAAACGAUGGAGGCGUCGUCAUGGAAGCCUCCGUAACGGAUGUUGGUGUCAACGAAUUGAACCAAACUACUACUACUACCUACGAUGAAUCGGACGAUGAGAGCUCCCUUGCGGACAGUUCCGGCUCCAUUAGCGAUGGACCCAGCUUUGGAGGAACUUCGAUCCGAUCCCUGGGCAGCAUGUCCAACUGGAGCAUCAUCGACACUACUCUGCGUGAGGGCGAGCAGUUCAUCCAUGGCGAUUACGACACUGAGACUAAGCUCAAGAUUGCGCGAGCUCUGGAUGACAUCGGCGUUGAAUACAUUGAGGUGACCUCACCUGCUGCUUCUCCUCAGUCCAAGUUGGACUGCGCCGCUAUCUGCAAGCUGGGUCUCAAGGCCAAGGUUCUUUGCCAUAUUCGAUGCAACAUGGACGAUGCCAGAAUCGCGGUUGAGACCGGUGUUGACGGAAUCAACAUGUGCAUUGGUACUUCCACUCAGCUCAUGAAGCAUUCCCACGGAAAGGAUCUCGACUGGAUUGCCGCCAAGGCCAAGGAGGUCAUCGAAUUCACCCAAGCCCACGGCAUCGAGGUCCGAUUCUCUGGCGAGGAUUCAUUCCGCUCCGACUUCAGUGAGAUUCUGAAGCUCUACUCGCUCAUGGACCGUCUCGGCGCCCACCGCGUUGGAAUUGCCGACACCGUUGGCGGCGCUUCUCCCCGUGAGGUCUAUGAAAAGAUCUCCACGCUCAGGCAGAUGAUCGGAUGCGAUAUCGAGACUCACUUCCACAACGACACCGGAUGUGCUGUCGCCAAUGCCUACACUGCGAUUGAGGCUGGGGCCACUCACAUUGACACCACUGUCUUGGGCAUCGGAGAGAGGAAUGGAAUUACUUCCCUUUCCAAGCUCAUGCAGUGCAUGCUUCAGAUGGGCCACGACUCUGUUCUGGCCAAGUACAAGCUUGAGAAGAUCCCUGCUCUCGAGCAGCUUGUCGCUGAAGCCGUACGCAUCGAGAUCCCCUGGAACAACGCUUCACUUGCAAGAUAUCUCUGA